AUGUCGGGGGGCCAGGAAACGCAGUAUGCGCGUGCCGGGAAGGCCGACGGCCAAUCUUGUGGGGACAAGGAGCCACGCCCCUCAGGCUCCAUUCAAGUAUCGCCAAGUCAGAGGAUCCUCCUGGAGCUUCUCAUUGGUCGCCACCGCUAUUAUGCUAAUCAGGGGGAGUCCUGGCCCAUAAAGGUUCCAGCAGUUGAAUUUGGCGCUACUUCUAUUCACUGCACAACCAUGCCCACGGACACUGAGAAGGACAUGAGUGAGUUCAUGAUGCUCACCAAAGAAAAGGACAUGAGUGAAUCCAUGAUGCCCACAGACAAAGAAAUAGACGUGAGUGAGUCAGUGCUGUGUGGCUGCAAGCUGCCGCUGUGGCUGGGGCUCCUGCUGUUCCUGGCGGUGGUGGGGCUGCUUGUGCCCCUGAUCUACUUCGCUGUCAGGGCCAACAGCAAGGCCUGCAUGGAUGGUCUCCAAGCACAGAAGGAGUGUCAGGAGCUCAACCAACAGCUGCAGCGCCAGCUAAACCAGCCCCAGGAAGUCUUACAUGAGAAGGAAGCCGAAGCUGCCACGUGCAAACAGACUGUGGUGACCCUGAAGGACUCUCUGAAGAAGGAGCAGGCACGAGUGGAGGAGCUUCAGGGAGGGUUGGCGAACUUGAACCAACAAGUGGAAGACCUUUCCAAGAAACGAAGAAGAAAGAGUGAGGACUCAGCGGAGGAUUACGCCUCUAGCUUCUUCGACCUGUUCCUCGUUUCUUGCAGUGUGGUGACGACCCCGGUUGUGUUCAUCAGCUGCAAGUGUCUGAAGAAGUGA
Molecule: messenger RNA, 807 nt
Organism: Budorcas taxicolor (takin)
Lineage: Eukaryota; Metazoa; Chordata; Mammalia; Artiodactyla; Bovidae
Exons: 5
Coding region: 1-807 (268 amino acids)
Biological process (GO): defense response to virus; innate immune response
Cellular component (GO): cell surface; Golgi apparatus
Molecular function (GO): metalloendopeptidase inhibitor activity
Source: RefSeq, a predicted model, not a curated record